GAUAUUCUGAGAGAUCAUGCCGAGUGUGUGAGUGACUUAGAGGGAAAAUACCUCUGGGAACGCAGGGAGGAGUUUAACUGCUAGAGGUAUAAUUGCUGUCAGAGAGCAUAGAGGGAGAACAGAGUGACCCUGCUCAGUGUUUGUUCAAAUUCAGUACCAGAGAAGACCUGAACCAGCAGCAGAAUCCCCAACAUCACAACCGGCACAUGAAGGACUGAAGGACCAGAGCCACAGAUUUAAAUGAGCAUCACACCAUCAGGAGAUCCUCGUACCAGAGUCUGCUGUGACUUAACUUUCUGGACAGUUCAACCCUACCAUCACACUCUGCCAUCAGCCUCGGUUCUCUGGUCCUACCAUCUGACUCUACAGUGACUUUACAGAUUUCAUCCUCUGUAGGACCAUCAACAGGGAGCAGUAUGUCUUCUUGGGCUGGGUUGUUCUUUGUGAUGUCCAUCUUUCUUCUGAUUGACACUUCUCCAACAAUCUCCUCUCCACUGGAGGUUGCACCACAUCUCCAGGAAGGGGCACUCUCUUCUGAAUGCCCAUCUUGCUUCAUGUCUCAGAUGAGGAAGAAUUUGUCUUCAUCUGGAGAUCAAAGCGACAUGGUGGAAGCAGUGAAGCGUCACAUCCUGAACAUGCUGCACCUGAGUGCCCGACCCAACCUGACAAUGCCGGUUCCUCGUGCAGCACUGCUCAACGCCAUCAAGAAGCUACACGUUGGGCGUGUUACUGAAGAUGGUACUGUAGAAAUACUAGAGGAAAGUUCAGGUCCUGGGACCUCAACAGCACCUGAACCUCCAUCGGAACUGAUCAUCUUUGGAGAGCCAGGACAUUCUCCAAACACAGUGACCUUUGACAUUCUGAAGAACAGUGGCAGUGGCGUCGUGGAGGAGGCCAAUGUUUGGAUCUUCCUGAAGAUGUCGAAGGUCAGUUGGGUGAGGCGCAAAGUGAUGCUGCAACUGCUGUGGACUUGCCAUGAUGGUGGUUCUCAUAAGGACGAGUUUGUUUCAGAGAAGAUGGUGGACAGCCGUCGCAGUGGCUGGCACACAGUCACUGUGACUCACAGCGUUCAGACUCUGCUGGAUGGAGGCAGCACCUCCCUCAGCUUGCAAGUUUCUUGUCCACUUUGUGCCAAGGUUGGGGCGUUGCCCAUCCUUACACCCGGCCACGGAGCGAAAGGAACAGGCCAGGAUCAGUCCCACCGGCCGUUCCUCAUGGUGAUGCUGCGGGCCUCAGAGGAGCCUCAGAGGAGAGUUAAACGAGGUCUGGAGUGCAACGGCCAAAUCCAUGUCUGCUGUAAACGACAGUUUUACGUAAACUUUAAAGACAUUGGCUGGAGCGACUGGAUCAUUGCUCCAUCUGGUUACCAUGCCAACUACUGCGAGGGGGACUGCCCCAGCAACAUGGGCAACUCAGCGCUGUCCUUCCACGCGGCGGUCAUCAGUCAUUACCGUAUGAGGGGCUACGGCCCAUUUCAGAACUUGAAGUCCUGUUGUGUACCCACCAGGCUGCGGCCCAUGUCCAUGUUGUACUACAAUGAGGAGCAGAAGAUCAUCAAGAAGGACAUCCAGAACAUGAUUGUGGACGAGUGCGGCUGCUCAUAGAACUGAAGACUUUAGAAAGACUGAAAACCUGCAGCAGCAAAACCUCCCAAAAGCCCCUUAAUGUUCUUAAUGCACAAAUGCUUUUCCACAUUGGACCAAGCUAACUCUGCAACAGAACAUUCACACUGGACCGGCUUCUGUUUCUGCUCCAGAAAAACUGUUCAUCACUGAUAUGUUCCUGUGGAGGUUCAGUGGACAAACUAGAUGGAGACGAGCCAAUCAUCACAGAGUAUUAGAACUGCUGAGGGAGGCGAAGGUAGAACCGACCUGCAGAGAAACCUUCUGGAGUUUUUUUGCCUCUCAGAUUCAGAUAGAAGCCAAAAUCCAGACGAUGAUCAAAGUUUGGCUCAUGUUUCUGAAAUCAAAAUGAGACAAAAAUAUGAAACACCCGAAACUGUUUCCAGAGCUUCAUUUAGAACUUGACAUAAUUUAUUUGCAUCAUUUUGGAUUUGUCAUUAAACUGUGAGUCAAAAUGUUGUAUGUUUCUUUUUUAAAACCUGAUCAGACGGACAUUGUCUGUGAAAAACAACUGAAGCAGAUGAAGUCCUGAAGUUUCUGCUGAACCAUAUUUCUCACUCAGAUUAGAAACAAAGAUCCUCAGUAGUGAAGGGUUGACACUGGCCAU
Molecule: messenger RNA, 2229 nt
Organism: Girardinichthys multiradiatus
Lineage: Eukaryota; Metazoa; Chordata; Actinopteri; Cyprinodontiformes; Goodeidae
Gene: inhbab
Product: inhibin subunit beta Ab
Exons: 3
Coding region: 417-1604 (395 amino acids)
Biological process (GO): SMAD protein signal transduction; BMP signaling pathway
Cellular component (GO): extracellular region
Molecular function (GO): growth factor activity; cytokine activity
Source: RefSeq, a predicted model, not a curated record